CUCUAUCUUGAGGAGUAGUCUUGUUGUGAAAUGCUGCCUUAAAUAUCAUGAAGUUUUGUAUUUAGUGAGUUUAUGUUUACCAAACACUAAACUUGAGGUGAUUUUUUAAUAUAUUUAAGGUUCACACAAGAAAAGAGAUGAGGUAAGUCUGUGAAAAUAUGUCCUUUUCCUUUUCCAAGUUUUUAGUAACAGAUAUUUAGGCUACAGUUCAUCUUUUUUUAAAUAAGUUAGGGGUGAUUCACACUUAUACACUAGUAGCCAAAGUCUUUUAAUGUUGUUGAGAGAAAAAGUUCAGAUGGCCCGUACGGGGAUCGAACCCGCGACCUUGGCGUUAUUAGCACCACGCUCUAACCAACUGAGCUAACCGGCCAUAUUAACAAUCGAGGAGGCCGUUUCCUGAGAUCUUCAUGGCAUGAUUUCAUAUUGAUCUAUUCAUAUGGUAGGAGGGAAGUGCUGUCGAAUUACUCUGAAUAGAAAGUGAAAGUUACUGGUGUUAAAGCAAAACGACUCCUUACCGACAGUAAGUUUCUCCCUCUGACUUUUUAGUUUUAUCUGAAACACAGGUAGAAUUUCUCUUAUGUCGUCCCUUUGCUUUGGUUUAUGACAAAUAUAGAUAACUGAAUCCUUUUUAGCGUCCCAAUUACAGCUUUGCGAUUUAAAUAGCCUACCGAAAUAGCCUUAGCGUAAAGGACUGAAAGUCAUUUGACGGUGACUUUGUUUUUAUAUUGGACGAAAAAUCAUUACCUUGUGGUCUACUUACACCAGAAUGUGAGAACAAGUCAGGAAUGUUACAUUUGUGUAUAGGAAUUAAUGAAUUAUUCACUUUUUAUUUACUUUGUCAAGAGAUAUUUGGAUGUAAAAUUGUUCGACAGCAGAGGGUUAUCUAGUUUACUGCCCACAGACAUUUGAUUUCAUCACCUGGCAGGUCUGUCCAGGCCUACAGUCAUGUCUAUUUCCACUCACAUAUCUUUGAGAUGUUCUCAGGAGAGUAGAGAUCUAACCACCCAAGUCUGUGAUUAUAAAGUGAUCUCUUGUGUCCAUUUUCCAGCUCUCCAAAACCACUUCCUGUGUCAGUGUCAGGAUGUCAGUGCAGUUUUAUGGCUGGGAGGUUGUCUAUGAUGAUGACACCCCUCGUGUGGAGCUCGGGGCCUCUCAGGCGCCAAAGGACAGGGGGGUCUACACCAUGUACCAUGGCACCAGCCUUACAAACGCACGGAACAUUAUACCCAAUGGCUUUCAGCAGUCUUCAGGUGGCAUGCUGGGAAAUGGCGUAUAUGUUAGUCGUGACAAGAGGAAAGCAGAGCGUUAUCCAUUGAAGAGUAACCCUUCAGACCGAGUGGUCCUGGAGUUGCGAGUGCGUGUGGGUCGUGUCAAGCGCAUCGACCAGGACAACCACCCCAUGCAGUACACCUGGAGCACUCAGGGCUAUGACACCGCCUGGGUGCCCCCCAAUUGUGGCAUGAAAGCCGUGCCCAGUGGUCUAGAGGAGGACUGUGUGUUUGACCCCAAAAGAGUGGAUGUAGUCGGAAUCGCGAAGGCCCCGCCGACUGUACUGAUGGAGCUCCAACAGCUUCUAGCCAACAGAAACGCAGUCAGUUUGGGGGGAGCAGCACCUCCUGGAAGUGCUGCGAUGGAUAUUUGCUCAGUGUGCAAAAGGCAGACACAGCAAGGUUCUCCACACACCAAGCAGCUGUGCUGGGGCUGUGGGCAAAACAUCUGUACCCACAUGGCCAAGCAUGUAUGCCGAGCAUUUAAUUGAGAGGAUCUGGUAGCCUUACAGAUCUGAACUCUUCACAAACAUGCUACAAGGAACCAAGCCUAGUAUAUCUUGUGCAGUGGAGGGAAAACCAAUGUUUACAUGGGAAACAGGUGUAUCAGUUUUGUUAACUUUCAGGCGUAACUAAGUUUAGGAGUCAAAAUGAUAACUCAGGGAUUCCUGUAAAGACUUAAAGUACUCUGGAAGAAGUUAGGCUUUCAAAUUUACAGUUUAACCCUUGAACACUAUCGCAGGGUGAAUUUCACCCGACCAAACAUGUUUAUGUGAUUUUCAUUGUGUUGCAUUUGUCUAAGUAUCAUGGGUCCCUGGGUAGCUUCAGCAUUGCCUUUGACAUCUUUGAAGGCAUAUUUGUUUCCAUGAUCCAAAACCUGCUUUUUCCUACAGGCACGUGUUCGGGUGAUUUUCACCCGGCAAUAGUGAUAGAGGGUAAAGUUGGUUUGGGUCGAUUUGAUAGCUGCAUGCAGGGAAUAAGGUCAGGAAGAGUGGUCCUGGAAUUUGCAUGCUAUCUUUAUUUAGCGCCGUAGUUAUGAAUAACUAUCACAAAGUAGAGAUAUUCAAGGGAAUUCAUAUGGUGAUAAGAAAUGUUUUUUACUCACUCAAAAUCUGCCAUAGAGAGAAACUAAGAGAAACUAAGUUUACAGUUUCUAUUAUUAUUAUUAUUUUUUUUUUUUUAGGAAUUUUUUUGUUCAUGAAUGCCUAAUUUCAGUUUUUUUGUUGCAUUUUAUAUGGUCCCCUCAUGGCGCUUUUUUUCCUCCCUUUUGACAUUGCACAGUUAAAAAGAAAACUACUUUAAUUUGUCAUGUAUUGUUCUAUUUUGAUAUAUUUUGAUGACAAGCACUUUUUCUUGGGUAUAUUAAUUCAGGUAAAAAUCACCAGCAAUAGUGUUCUUGGGUUAAUGAAAAUUUUUGCCAUAUUGAUGUUAUGUGCAUUAGGAUCAUAUGCAAUCAAGAUGAGACAAUCUUUUAUGUCGAGCGAAAAGCCUUUAUUUCACUUGAAUGUGGAUAUCGGUUGUUUUAUGUUGAGUACAGUUGGGGUAAUAUGUGUCAAAGUUCAUGAUUUUGAUUUCUUAAAAUGAUUUAAUUUUCUGAACACAGCACAAUCUAACACCAAAGAGUCAUGUUAAGCCAAUAAAUGUUGUAUGUGACAAUC
This is a messenger RNA of Xyrichtys novacula (pearly razorfish), 2926 nucleotides long. Lineage: Eukaryota; Metazoa; Chordata; Actinopteri; Labriformes; Labridae. The record is from the annotation of a GenBank genome assembly.